This is a messenger RNA of Oncorhynchus gorbuscha (pink salmon), 645 nucleotides long. Its product is annotated as olfactory receptor 1D5-like. Gene Ontology annotation, biological process: G protein-coupled receptor signaling pathway. The transcript is spliced from 2 exons. Gene Ontology annotation, cellular component: membrane. Lineage: Eukaryota; Metazoa; Chordata; Actinopteri; Salmoniformes; Salmonidae. The record is from RefSeq and is a predicted model, not a curated record. Gene Ontology annotation, molecular function: G protein-coupled receptor activity. The coding region runs from base 10 to 645 and encodes 211 amino acids.
ACAAAAUCUAUGGAGAACUCAACCCAAGUCAAGUUAUUUUAUCUCUUUGGCUUACAAGAGACAUUUAACAACAAAUCGGUCUAUUUUACCUUGUCUCUUAUCACAUACCUUCUCAUCAUCACUGUGAAUCUGACUCUGAUCAUAACAAUCAUUCAGCAGAAAGGUCUCCAUGAGCCCAUGUAUAUCUUUCUGUGUAGUCUAUGUAUCAAUGGAUUGUAUGGAACUGCUGGUUUCUACCCCAAGUUCUUACUGGACCUUCAGUCAGAUGUUCAGGUGAUAUCUUAUGGUGGAUGUUUGACUCAAACCUUUGUAAUAUACACAUCUGUCAUGUGUGAAAUGUCUACUCUAACAGUGAUGUCUUACGACAGGUAUGUGGCAAUAUGCAGACCACUACUAUAUCAUACCAUUGUGACAUCUUUAACUGUUAGAAAGUUACUCUUAUUGUCUUGGUUGACCCUGUUUGACAAUUUGCAAGGGUGGAAUAAUGUAAACAGUACACUAAAUAUGCGUAAUGCAAUGGCUGUACAAUUCCUUGUUAUUCCACCUGUCUUUAACCCUCUCAUAUAUGGACUUAACCUCCAGCAGAUUCGAAGGGCAGUUUUUAGAAAGUGUAAUCCACAUAACAUCAUUGAUAUGAAAUUUUAG